Saprolegnia diclina VS20 is the source of this 5361-nucleotide messenger RNA. RefSeq lists its product as hypothetical. Bases 49 to 5196 code for a protein of 1715 amino acids. The record is from RefSeq and is a predicted model, not a curated record. NCBI's taxonomy places the organism in Eukaryota, Oomycota, Saprolegniomycetes, Saprolegniales, Saprolegniaceae. The transcript has 16 exons.
GUUUCGAAGUUGAAGCCAAACGGCAAGUGCAAGAUCGCGCCCGGUCGAAUGGAAGACGCUGCGGCGCGCGCACGCCACGAGGCCACCAAGGCGAAGCUCGAGGUGCAGUUUCCGAUACCAAAGUGGUACGACCUCUCGCUGCCGCACGUCGCGCCGCCGUCCGAGCGGACGCCCGCGCAGCCGAUGGCCACGUCCCAUCUGCACGCCGAGGCGCACCAGCAUCGCCAGCACACGGCCAACGACGCGCUGCGAUCACCGGCGCGCCUGCACCGGCGCAAGAUCCAGACGGCGGCUGCAAGUCCGCCCAAGAAGCCUCGCCUCGCACCGCCGCUUUUGCAGCAGACGGAGGCCUUUGGGCUCUGGUCGGUCGAGGCGCCGGCGCUCACCCCGCCAGAUGUGCUCUUGAGCUCAUACGACAUGGAGGCAAUGCUGCGCACGCCACCCGUUGUCGACGACCGCUGGGCGCCGCUUGUCGAGCCGCGGCCCAAGCCGCUCAAGCAGCGGAGCUCGGUGGCUCGCCAUGCAGGGCUCACCAAGUCCGGGUCAUCUUUUCUUGGUGCCCAUACGACCAAUGGUUCGAUGUUGGAGCGACACCGGUCGUCGCAUGUAUGGUCCAACGUCUCGCGCUCGAUCGACGAGAUCUACCAGGGCACCGCGGCGCUCGUCGGAACGACCCGGCCGUCCAGCCCCGACCCGAGCGACGCGCACGCCGCUGCCAUCGAGCUCGACGAAGCCGACGUCGACGACCACGCGUUCGACCACGAGAUACUUGAUGACAAACCCGAGCCCUCCAACAACAGCUACGACGAGGACGACGAGGCCGACGACAUUGCUCCACUACACGUCUACGCUUCCAAAGACAUGACGGACACGGGCCGGAACGUCCUUGACUCGGACCGCCGCAUUGGCACGCCGGGUCUGCGUCGGCGCGAAAACAUCCGCAAGCUCGUGCACUUUGCCGACGGGCAUCUGCGGAAAAAGAUCUUCCGCGGCUGGUCGACGAUCGAGUUUGCCUUCUCCGGGGGCGAUCUCACGCAAGCCCAAGUCGAGAAGGUGUUGACGAGCCACAACAUUUGCGUGACGCGCCUCGACCUCGAGCGCGUGCACUCGACGAUCGACGCGGUCUUUGCCAAGACGGCCCGCACCAACCGGUCCAAUCUCUCGGUCGACGGGAACGACGACGAGGUCACACCGCACGUGGAUCUGCCCGACGACGAGACAGAAAUGGAGCGCAACAAUGACGAGAGCAGCUCGAUUGAGACCGACACGGUCCAUGUUGACGUCAAAGAGACGAGUAGUAGUGUGCCCCACACGGUGUCGUACGAGCUCAUGAUGGACCUCUUCUACCCGCACGAUGAAGCCGAAGCCGCGCUUUGGCUGCUCGAGAUGGAGCAGGAGCGCCAAGCACAGCUGCAGGAAGAAGACAUGCGCAAGCAAAAGUUGCUCGAGCUCGAAACCAAGAUCAAGCGGCGGCUGGCCGAGUCGGCACAAGACAUGUGGCGUGUCAUCAAGAUGUUCGACUACAUGCACACGUCGUGGCCGUCCCAAGCGGUCGCCGAGGCCACCACACUGCGCUUCCACGACCUCCUCUUUGAAACGACACAGCGAAAGAAGCACACGUUGCAGUGGGACGCAGCCACCGAGAGUGCGGCGGUGGUGCCGCAAGCCUCGCUUGACGAACCCGCGGCCUCGGUCGAGGAAAGCGAGAUGACGCAGUCAUCGUCAUCGCUCGCCGCUAAACACUCGGUUAGCCACGUCUUUAAAGCGCUACUUCAGUCCUUCUCACGCAAUCGAUGCCUCGAAGACUUGGAGCUGGACGAAGCCGCGCACGUCUUCCACGACAUUGCCGCCACCGUGCUCCAAAAAGGCGCCUUGCGCUUCCUCGAGCGGCGGUCGAUCUUCGACUGCCCCGAGCGCCAAGCGUUCCUGGCCUACAAGCUCAAGAAGCGAAUGGUCCGAACAUGGCGUGAGAACGCCCUCGAGUGCCUACGCCGUCGCCGCAUGCUACUGCGCAAGUUUGUCGCGUGGAAGUACCUCAUGAUCUGUGGCAAGUGGUACCGCGAGCUCUUCCGGCUCUGCUUUUGGCCACUCUACGUCUGGAAGCGCUGGACGCAGUUUGUCAUCAUCUCGCGCGCCAAAGCCAUCUUCUUGAAAAACGUAUUCCACGAAUACUACCUUGUCCGCCACACGCGUGCGUGGCACCGGUACGUUGCCAAAAAGCGUGCGCUCUACUUGGAGCUCGCCGCCCGCAAGCAGCGAAGGGACCUCGCAGCGCUUCGAAAUAUCGUCGACGCGUGGCGGCCGUGGGCCGCCUACGGCCAGCGCGUGCGCAAGAUUUGGCGCAAGAGCGGACUCACGCUGCAUGUUCAGACCAAGUACUACACGACAAAACUCGCCUUGUACCUCUGGCGCUACUUUACGAUGCUGCACCGCGACAUGCGCCGGCGCCAGUACGUGUGCCUCUACGGCAUGCUGCAGCGCCAGCGGCAGAAGGAGACGCCAACCGACGGGGUCGAGAACGACGUCGUGCCGCUCACACGCAUCAUGGACUCACCGAUGGGCCACCGAAUCAAGCACAAGACGCGACUCCACGACCUGUGCAUCACCACGUACAUCAAAUACCGCAAGAAAGACCGCCUUCACAUUCUCGCCAAGGCGCUCGUGUUUCAACGCAUUGGCCCGACUGUGUUUCACAUGCUCUGGCUCUACAAGGAGAAGAAGAAGCGCAGCCGCCUCGUGUCGAUGUUUGGGGUCUUUAACGUCCUUCGCCACCGGUUUCUCUGCUGGCUCCGCUUUGCCAUGAUCAAGAAGCAACACGAGCGGCAACAUGGACGCGCCAAGACGAUCACAGUGGUGCUACCGGAGGAGCCGUCGUCACGGGCCGUGGGGCGCGCACUGCAGUGGCGUCAAGACAAGGAGUGGCGCGACCAAGGACUUCAGGACGCUGCGCGCGAAGCGAUCGCCCUCCGCGACGCGAUCGAGGCGCUACGUGUCGCGCGAGAGGCAAGCCAGGCCCGGUUCCUCGACCGCGAAGACGAGAUCCGCGACAUCAAGAUCGCUGAAAAAGGCAUCCAGGACGACGAGCAAGGCAAGACACUCCAGAUGACAUCGCAGCUGCACCACUACGCCAACCAAAUCAUCCACACGCGCGUGCGCAAACUCUACGAAGUCAUUUGCCGCGCGUUCGACAUUUUCGAAGACCAAGCGCGCGAGCACCUGCUGAAAUCGACGUUCCGCGCGCUCCGGUUGCCUGCGAUGCAAAAGAAGAUGACGCUGCUCUGUCAUCGGUGCCAAUUGCGCAACUGGAUCCGAUUGGCCAAGCGGUUUGGGUACUGGCUGCACAACAUGCCGCGCUACCACCGGCUCAAGCAUCUGCACUACACGUGGCAGCGCUGGGCGAAAUUCGUCCAGGGCCGGCAGCUCUUCGAGUCGCCGGGGCUCGCAACGAGCAUGCGUCGGCGGCGGGUGCUUGUCUCCAAGUUUGAACACUACUUGCUCCAGGAAGACUUUAUGAUGCUCCCGACGGUCCUCGGUCAAAAGCUCUCGUUCAACUCGUUCCGCGCGGUCUUUAUGCGCUGGGUCGAGUGGACGCAGCUCCACAUUGGGUUUACGUCGCUGUUGUCGAAUUUUCGCAAGCGGAUGGACGUCCGGCUCAUGGGCCACGUGUUUCUCUCGUGGAAGCACCAUUUGCGGCAAAAAUACGUCGUGCUGCCGUCGUCGUGGCGCGAAGGCCGGUAUGCCGCCGACGUCGAGCGGCUGCGCUCGUCGCUCUGGGCGCUUCGCAAGCACCUCGUGUCGUGGCGCGUGCGCAAGGUGCUCCGCGCGUGCGACCGCAUUCUCAAGCUCAGCGUGUGCAGCAACCCGACGCUCAAAAAUUUGUUUGCUGUGCAUACGCGCGAGGUGCUGCGCCGCCUCGCGCUCGAGAACCGGCUCAUGUUUGUCGCCUACAACGAGCGCAAGCUGCACCACUACGAGGAGCGCACGACGCCCAUGUACGGCGGCGUCAAAGGCAACAAGUUCGAGUACGACGGCGCCAUCUCGUUUGGCCAUAUUCACCAAGUCAUUGUUGUUUGCGGCAAGAGCGUUGAUGGCCUCGCGACCGUCGUCAAGUCGUUCUCUGACACCAUUGAAGGGCGGCUGUGUGGCAACCCGUUCGGGACGCGGUCGGUCUUUCAGCUCGCGCCCCACGAGCUUCUCGUCAAAAUCGAAGGGUUUGCGUCGCAGUCGACUCUGCUGGGCCUCCGCCUUGGCACAAACCAGGAUCGGUACUCAAAGUGGUAUGGACGCGCCGACGUCGGCGUCUACUUUUGCCUCGAGGCCGAGCCAGACGAAGAGGUCAUUGGCUUCCACGGCUACGCCGCCAAGGACUCGGUGCACGGCAUCGGCGCGGUGUUUCGCCGGACAACGGAGCGCAACAUCUUUGAAGGGCUUUGGACCCAAGCCGAGGUGCCGACCGACGACGUUAGCAUCAACCAAUGCGACCGGCAGUUUUCCUACUUUUUGCAAAUGCGGUCGUGCGACAUUUACGCGGCCAUGGAGCGCGCGCAUCGAUUGGCGCUGCGCAUGUGGCGGUCCGAGUCGACGGACGAAGCCGUGAAUCGACUGCGCAUCGUCAUGGGCAUUUGCCAAUGGUUUUUCAAUUCGCUUACACACGGCCUUGUCAAGCUCAGUGAAAACGAAGACGAUGGACAACGCAUUCUCCAGGAAGGCAUCAACGUCCGCGCGGCCGGCGAGAAGCUCCUCGGCGAAGGCGAGAAGAUCCUCGAGUCCGUCUCGCGCUACCGCGAAGGCCGCAAGCAGCAGCUCAAUGUCGCGGUGCUGGGCUUCAAGAAGAUUCAAGAGCUGCGCCAAAACAUCGAGCUCGGUGAAUCCAAAAUCAAGCGGGGCAAACAACAAAUCGCCGAAGGCAACAGCGUCAUUUUGGCGGGGCGCCAGCUCUUGCCCAAGAUCCCGCUCACGGAUCGCAUGGUCAAGAACGUCCGUGAGCUCUACCGCAUCGUGCUCACAAAGGACUCGAUGGACUCGAUGAGCGACGGCAUUCGGAAGCUGCUGCUCAAGGACAAGGAGCCCGACACGUCGUUCAUCGACAUGAAGGACGUGGCCGAGGCGCGUGCGAACGCCGCCUUUGACAUGGGCCAAGCCCGCGCCGAAGUUGUCUCGUCCAACCUCCGCGAGAAGCUCCGGGCCUUCAAAUAAGCAGACGUUGUCCAGAGUUGACUGCGCUUGAUGAUCGAUCAACAAGGGGAUUUGGUGCCCGCUGAACAGGCCAUCAACACGCUUGGAUGACUCCAAGACGCCAGGAGCAGGAACCAUUGAGCGGGGUGGAAACCAUCUCGAUUGUUAAAUAGACCAGCGCUGCUG